Molecule: messenger RNA, 2713 nt
Organism: Juglans regia (Persian walnut)
Lineage: Eukaryota; Viridiplantae; Streptophyta; Magnoliopsida; Fagales; Juglandaceae
Product: pentatricopeptide repeat-containing protein At2g13600
Exons: 1
Coding region: 223-2337 (704 amino acids)
Biological process (GO): RNA modification
Molecular function (GO): protein binding; RNA binding
Source: RefSeq, a predicted model, not a curated record
UCCAAACAUCUUUUGAGAUAUUUGAAGCAUCCUAAUUCUUAGGUAACCAUAAAGCCAACGGCAAUUCAAAAUCUUUCGAUACGUAAAUGGAAGCUCAAGAGCCACACUUUCAUUCAUCUUAUUCUUCUUCCUCUGUUUCUAUUCUGAUUUCAUAUUCUUUCGGAGCAUCUACAAACCUCAACGAAACAUGCCUUCGAACUUGUCUUCUCUAAAGAUAUUUGAAUGGCUAGACAUGGCUUGGUCAAGAACCUCGUGGUGGGCGACCUCUCUUUUUUCGACUCCUCUCCCUUCGCAAAGCUCUUGGACUCGUGCGUCAAAUCGAGGUCGGCGGGUGACGUGCGCCGCAUCCACGCCCGUAUCAUCAAAACCCAGUUUUCUUCUGAAAUUUUUAUCCAGAAUAGGCUUAUUGAUUCUUAUGGAAAAUGCGGUUGUUUGGAAGAUGCGCGCAACUUGUUUGAUCGAAUGCUUGACAAGAACACUUUCAGUUGGAAUUCAAUUAUAAAUGCGUUAACUAGAUCGGGUUACCUUGAUGAGGCUUCGGAGGUCUUCUGGUCCAUGCCUGAUCCGGACCAGUGCUCGUGGAACUCAAUGGUAUCAGGUUUUGCACAACAUGAUCGUUUUACAGAGGCUUUAGAGUAUUUUGUUAUGACGCAUAGGGAGAAUUUUGUACUUAGCGGAUACUCGUUUGGCAGUGCUCUUAGUGCUUGUUCAGGCGUGACGGAUUUGAAAAUGGGUAUUCAAAUUCAUGCUUUGGUUUCGAAGUCCCAGUACUCGUCCAAUGUUUACGUGGGUUCUGCUCUUAUCGACAUGUAUUCUAAGUGUGGGAGCAUGGCUUGUGCUCACAGGGUUUUUGAUGGGAUGGGUCAACGGAACAUAGUUUCUUGGAAUAGCUUGAUCACAUGCUAUGAGCAAAAUGGUCCGGCUAGUGAGGCUUUGGAAGUUUUUGCGAGGAUGAUGGCUUGUGGAUUUGUACCAGAUGAGGUCACUCUAGCUAGUGUGGUCAGUGCUUGUGCGAGUUUGUUAGCAAUUAGAGAGGGUUUACAGAUUCAUGCCCGCGUUGUGAAAUGCUUUGAGGAUGACCUCAUUUUGGGAAAUGCACUGGUUGAUAUGUAUGCAAAAUGUAGUAAAAUUAAUGAUGCUAGAGGGGUUUUUGAUAGGAUGCCUAUUAGGAGUGUGGUGUCUGAAACCUCCAUGGUAAGUGGGUAUGCAAGGGCAUCAAGUGUGAAAGUUGCAAGGUUAAUGUUUGCAAAAAUGAUGGAGCGGAAUAUAGUGUCUUGGAAUUCACUUAUUGCAGGGUAUACACAGAGUGGGGAGAAUGAAGAGGCUCUCAGACUCUUCCUCCUUCUAAAGAGGGAAUCCAUUUGGCCGACCCAUUACACCUUUGGAAAUCUACUCAAUGCUUGUGCGAAUCUUGCUGAACUGCAAUUGGGGAGACAGGCUCACUGUCAUGUUUUGAAGCAUGGAUUUCUCUUUAAAUCUGAAGAGGAGAGUGAUAUUUUUGUAGGAAACUCUCUCAUCGACAUGUACAUGAAAUGUGGAUCAAUUGAAGAUGCCAGCCGGGUAUUCAAAAAUAUGGUGGAAAGGGAUUAUGUCUCUUGGAAUGCUAUGAUAGUGGGAUAUGCACAAAAUGGUUAUGGAGCUGAAGCUCUUCAACUUUUCCAGAAAAUGCUGGCAUCUGGAGAGAAACCAGACCAUGUCACAAUGAUUGGUGUUUUGUGUGCUUGCAGUCAUGCAGGGCUGGUUGAAGAGGGACGCCAUUAUUUCCACUCAAUGACAACGGAACAUAGUUUGACACCACUGAAGGACCAUUAUACAUGUAUGGUUGAUAUACUUGGCCGAGCUGGAUGCCUCGAUGAAGCAAAGAGCUUAAUAGACACAAUGCCGAUGCAGCCUGAUGGUGUUGUCUGGGGAUCUUUGCUUGCUGCUUGUAAGGUCCACAAGAACAUAAUGUUAGGGAAAUUUGUUGCAGAUAAGCUUUUAGAGAUUGAGCCUUGGAACUCUGGACCCUAUGUUCUUCUCUCAAACAUGUACGCUGAACUUGGAAAAUGGAGGGAUGUUAGGAAGGUAAGGAAGCUGAUGAGGCGAGAGGGAGUUAUCAAGCAGCCAGGUUGCAGUUGGAUUAAACUCAAGAGUGAUUUGCAUGUUUUCAUGGCUAAAGAUAAAAAGCAUCCUCAGAGAAAGGAGAUCUAUUCACUUCUGAAGAUGCUCAUGGGACAGAUGAAGAGAGCUGGUUAUGUGCCCAAUGCUGGUGAUCAUGAGGCCUAUGAUGGGCACAGUGAAUCUGAAUUAAUCUUAGGUUACGAAACGGAUAUGCCAGCAGAUGCUGCUGUUGGUUGAAUUCAAAUGCUUUCUUCUCUUCAACCAACAUCUGAUAGAUCUGUUCCUCAAUUUUGCAGAACAAAAAAGGUUAGUAACAGUUAUCAGUAGUUCUCAUAAUUGUUACACUUACGUGUCUUACCAUUAUACAACAAACCAAAAUCCUCCCUUGCUAUUCAGGACUAUCCUGAUCUUCCUUGAGGUUUUCGAAAAUGUCACACUUCCCCUCGAGUUUCAAUCUUGACCUUGAUUUUUUUGUUGUCAAGGCAGUCUUAAUGUAACCAUGUCAUUCUUCCACCAUAAGUGAUGGCUAUUAAUAAAACUUUUUUUUUUGGCCGAUAAACAAAAUUUUAUUGAGCAUGAAAUAGAUGAAGGCCCGAGUAUGCUCUUUUUAUUA